AUGAACCAAUCUGUAGCCAACCGCCAGUACGACUCCACGAAUUCAGGCAAUCCGCCGAAAAACUAUCCUCAAGAGGCCAUGGUAGCAGUACAUGUAGAAGAAGUCUACUACGAAGUACUCAAAGAUCCCGAUGAAGGCUACUUGCACCUCCAAUACAUUGACCUCAUCCAACACCUCAUCAAAGAAGCUUACAAAACCGUCAACAAUGAGGACCUCAACAAAAACGUCGAACGCAUGAACCCACCAUGGACACCAACCAACCAAUUGAACUAG
This is a messenger RNA of Seminavis robusta, 273 nucleotides long. NCBI's taxonomy places the organism in Eukaryota, Bacillariophyta, Bacillariophyceae, Naviculales, Naviculaceae. The record is from the annotation of a GenBank genome assembly.